UGCGACAGGGCCCCGCCCCGCCCCGCCCCCUGCUCCCCGCCCCCUACUCUCUUAGGUGGCGCCGGCUUGCGGCUAGUGUGGCGGCGGUGUUGGUUUUGGAAGCCAGAGCGGGCACAUUCCCUGGACAGGCGGCAGGGCUAUGGUCGCUGGCUCCCAAAGGCCCGCUCCGCUUCGCAGCCCGAUCCUGAGCGCAAGCCUGAGCGUUCUCUUCAGCCAAGUCCCCCGGCGCGUUCGGCUGCUCCCCGGGCGCGCCCCCUCCGAUGGCGGCGGAGAUCCAGCCCCAGCCACUGACCCGCAAGCCGAUCCUGCUGCAGCGGGUCGAGGGGUCGCAGGAGGUGGUCAACAUGGCGGUGAUUGUACCUAAAGAAGAGGGUGUCAUCAGCGUCUCGGAGGACAGGACAGUUCGUGUUUGGUUAAAGAGGGACAGUGGACAGUACUGGCCAAGCAUCUACCAUGCAAUGCCUUGAGUUUAUUUUGUCUGAAGAUUAUAACAAGAUGACACCUGUGAAAAACUAUCAAGCACAUCAGAGCAGAGUAACGAUGGUCCUGUUUGUUCUGGAACUGGAGUGGGUGCUGAGCACAGGACAGGACAAGCAGUUCGCCUGGCACUGCUCUGAGAGUGGACAGCGCCUGGGAGGUUACCGCACCAGUGCUGUGGCCUCAGGCCUGCAAUUUGAUGUUGAAACCCGUCAUGUGUUUAUUGGCGAUCACUCGGGCCAAGUAACCAUCCUCAAACUGGAACAAGAAAACUGCACACUGCUCACAUCCUUCAGAGGGCACACAGGAGGGGUGACAGCACUCUGCUGGGACCCGGUGCAGCGCGUGCUAUUCUCAGGCAGUUCCGAUCACUCUGUCAUCAUGUGGGACAUCGGUGGGAGAAAAGGCACGGCCAUCGAACUCCAAGGACACAAUGACAAAGUCCAGGCCCUCUCCUAUGCACAGCACACACGACAGCUCAUCUCAUGUGGCGGUGACGGUGGCAUUGUCGUCUGGAACAUGGAUGUGGAAAGGCAGGAGACCCCUGAGUGGUUGGACAGUGACUCCUGCCAAAAGUGUGACCAGCCUUUCUUCUGGAACUUCAAGCAAAUGUGGGACAGUAAGAAAAUUGGACUAAGACAGCACCACUGCCGGAAGUGUGGGAAGGCCGUGUGCGGCAAGUGUAGCUCCAAGCGCUCUUCCAUCCCACUCAUGGGCUUUGAGUUUGAAGUGCGGGUCUGCGACAGCUGCCACGAGGCCAUCACAGAUGAAGAACGCGCCCCCACAGCCACCUUCCAUGACAGUAAGCAUAACAUUGUGCAUGUGCAUUUCGAUGCAACCAGGGGAUGGUUACUGACUUCUGGAACUGACAAGGUAAUUAAGCUGUGGGACAUGACCCCAGUGGUGUCAUGAUGACUCGCCCAGGGACUAGGAGACAGUGUCCCUGAAGAAGCACUUGAGUCCAGCAUCCUCCCGGGAGGAGGAAAGAGAGCUUCUGGAUGAGCAAGAAGAGAGACCGAGGCUCCCAGCGAGUGUGGGUCCUCCGCCACUGUUACCGCAAUCUAGUGAAAGCCAUUCCCUCCCAGGACUCUUCAGUCGUCCAUACCACAGAAAAGAAGAUAUUUUUUUAUCAAAUGGUUUAUACAGCCUGGCUGUGCUGCAUUCAUUAUUUUGAGUAUAUUGGAAAAUCUGUGUGGAUGUUUACGCUUCUAUAUUUCAGCUGUGUGUUGUGUUCAUUGCUUUCUCUGUCAGAAAAAGAGAGAAACAUCUGUUGAAGGUAUUGCGUUCUCGUCAAGCGGUCUCCUCGUUCUUGCCUCAGCAUGUACAGACAGUCCUUCUCGUUUCUCGAGACUUCCACCACCGGCCUCGCUUGCCUCUUGCCACAGAGGAUGAUCACAGUUUGUGCCGUGUUUCUCUUUCAUGGCUUGGGAUAAGAGUUGGAAAACCAUGCGUGUCCAACAGCUGGCCUCUUGAGUCACCUGGAGGGAGCAGGUACAUUGUCGGAAGUCCCUUGCAGCUCUGCUCUGGCGUUCUCUGCCAUCCACACUAGAAAAUGCUGCAGCAGCCUCUGCUGACCAUCAGCCAGGACACAGGUCCUGUGACCAGCCUCACCCUGCAGUGCCUGCAUCUCAGAAUUCAGUGAGAGUCUUUCGAGCCUUUUGUGUUUUGGACUAUGGGGACUUGGGAUUUUUUAAUUUUAUUAUUAUUUUUUUGUUUUGUUUUUGGCAACUUUCCUUCGUUCAUAACAUGAAAGACAAACAGAAAUGUCUGUGUUCCAGAAGGAAGUGCCUUGGAGGUGCAUCUUUCUACAUGGCAUUGCCUCUGUAUGUGAACAUGUAUUACUUUAAGAUUAGAAUUCUGCUUUCUUCACCAUUCAUAAUUUAGUUUCUCUUUAAAAACCAGGUAUUUAAGCAUCUUUAUGUUCAUGUAUACUCUGCUAUGAAGCCAGCGUGUGAUCUAAACAGAGGUACUAAGAAAGCAACAGAAUCCUCCAAAGGGAAUAAUCAGUUCAGCUUGAGAAGGUACAGUAAGGACUCCCUCGGGCUAUCAAGAUAGGAUUAACAGUAGUGGCAAGCCUGUGUCCAGAAAUUGGCCAGCCUCUCCAAGCCCUUCACCAUAGUCACCUGUCAGGAAUGUCACGUCAUUGCCAGGUGAGAGGCCUUCUGGGUAAACAGGCAGAUUGCUCGCCCUACCCUCUCCAUGCCAUCCACCACAGUACCUUGCCCACUUCUUGCCUAACAGGUGUUGCCUGGCACAGAGGACUUGAAUGAAAUGCAGUCCUCCUGUUAGUUUUGUUCUGUUCCUAGAGAAGCAGUUCCUUUCCUGGCAUCGUUGCUUCUCUUCACAGAAGAAGUAAUAAUCACCAUUCUUGGGCCCCAACCACACUUAGCACUGGCGACCCAGAGUGCUUCCUAGGACAAGCCGCUUCUGCUCUCUGGCACUGGGAAGGCCUGGUGUGCACCUCACACAGCCACACCCCUGGUGGCUGGCUGCAAUGUGAGAGCAGAACUCUCUCCAGGGCGUCAUCACCACUGUGAUUUAACCUGGUCCGAGAAAGGCCACCUAGCUUCAGUCUGGCCACUAUUACUGCUAUCAAUUUUUCUCUGUGUGGUCGCUCCAUCACAGAGCUUUGAAAAGGGAAUUAGAGGUAAAAUAUUCAAAGAUCAAUGGUGUGGUUGGAUGCUAGGAUCUAUAGCCACUUGGCAAGUUGCAGAGAACUGUGUGUUGUAAAUCAGUAAUAGAAGUAAGUCUGUCUGAGCUGGAGCAUGACUGCCCAAGGAAUGGAAAUGCACUAUUGGGGAAGCUCAGACUCCCAGCAAGCCUGUGUGGAUUCCCAGUCUUGUAUAGACGAAGUCAGACCUUCAGUAGAACACUUUACACUGUUGGGUGGCCCUACAUACCAUGCUGGUCAUAUCCCAGCUACGGCCCAUCCUUAGGAGUGCCCAGAGAUUGAAAGUUGACAGUGAUGAAAAUCAUGGGUGCCUACCACAGAUUGACCAAGGUUUCCAUGGCUCUGCCCUUUCCUCUCUCCUUACCCAUGUGGCUAGUGAUGGGAAAUUAUGUAUCAGAAAACCAGCUCUGCAUGUGAUACUGUGAAUCUUCUACUUGCCUGGUAUCUCCAUUAACCCACGGGGAAUGCAUGCUGGUGCUCACGGUGUCCAGGCACUGACCUCGUCCACCAGGCAUGAGGGCUGGCACAGUGCUUGGCUCGUUUCUCCUCUGGGGAAAAAAUUGACAAAUCUGUCAUCCUCUUGGGUGUACACUUGACUUUUCUUGCUGUGCUAUGGAAACCACAGCUCUGGUACCCGUAGUGAGGACAGCCGUGCUGGGAGGUAGGGAGACUGCACAUGCGGAGUUUCUCCUACUUGGUGAAUGAAGAGCAUCUUUCAGUCUUAGUGUUUCCAAGGGAAAGCAUUUAGUGAGCCACCUGGCUGUCUCCACCAUAGCAACAAUGGUUUUAGAAUAAGUACUUGAAAUUUUGUAUCACUUUAUAAAAGGCCAGUCAACAUAAUGUGUUUCUCGUUUAGUUAUUUGAAUUAUUCAUGAAGUUACAAAAAUUAUGAAGUUGGAAAAGUAUAUUGAGGUCUCAGAUGUCCCAGGUUGGUCACACCAGGCAGUUAGACAGAGGUAAAGUGUAAACAAGACAUUCUCAAAGAACUACUCAAGAAUAAUGGCACUUGCUAUUACCAGUGGCAUUGUGAGUAGGCAGAAGGGCAGCACUUUUGCCUGGGCAGGAAGUCUCUGGACUCAGGUUUAAUACUGUUGAGCACAUUUGACAAACUCUUGGUUAUGAGUGGGAACAUGUUACAUCAGAAGGUGGGUGGUACCACUGAUCUGUAUGCCGACACCCCUUCCCACAUUAGUCCCCACUGACCGCCCUAGAGUCCCACUGCCCUGCUGGCUAAAGGCUGCUCCUCUUGGUCUGGGCCUAUGGUAUUUGUCAUCGUGAUGAGAGGCAUCGCCUUCUUAGCAUCUCAGAGUUAUAUUCUAAAAGCAUUCUAUAUUUUUGUUUAACAUCCUUUAAAAGCUUGAAUUUGAGCUUUAAAGCAAAAGAAUAGUACCAUAUGUCACAGUAACCAGAAUAUGCAUUAAUGAAGGGCCUUUGGCUUUGUCUUUUCAUAAUAUUUAAAUACAUAUAUAUUUGUAUAUAAGUGAGCUUGUUCGCAAAGAUUUAUAUUUUAAAGCAGAAGAAAAGCAUUUUCCAAAGUGCUCUUAUUUUUCUUUCCCUUGAAAUAACGUUGGGUUGAGGUGGCUCCUCAUCACCCUGAUGAAACGACACGAAUGUUGAUCAGUUUGCCACUUUGUCAGGCAGUAAAGUCCUACCGGGGAAGCCUGUGUGCGCCUAUAAACUGGAGUUCAGCUUGACAGCCAAGAACUACACACCAGGCCUCAGGGCUUUAGGUCUGCGCUUUCACCUUUUAAUGUUUCCACCAAAAGCCUCGAGGCUAGCUCAGACAGCAGUGUCUGUUGCCUGCAUGGGUCCUCCCUUGUAUUUCCCAUGCCACGACCUUUUCAAAGUCUUUAUUUUGAAAAGGUGGUCAGAACUCUGAGUGAGGUGUCAAUUCAACCACAGUGCUUACAGUCCCCUCUAGACCUGUGACUGGGUUCUACGACUGGUGUUUAUUACAGGACUAAUGCACACGACCACCAAUCACAGAGCUGACCUCACUUAGGCACAUGAACACACUGCACUGCCAGAUCAGACGAGGUUCUCUCUGGGCUUUUCCAUCUAGGGCUUUGUCUUAGUUAGGGUUUUACUGCUGUGAACAGACACCAUGACCAAGACAACUCUUAUAAGGACAACAUUUAAUUGGGACUGGCUUACAGGUUCAGAGGUUCAGUCCAUUACCAUCCAGGCAGCAACAUGGCAGCAUCCAGGCAGGCAUGGUACAGGAGGAGCUGAGAGUUCUACAUCUUUAUCUGAAGGCUGCUAGCAGAAUACUGGCUUCCGGGUAGCUAGGAUGAGGGUCUUAUAGCCCACACCCACAGUGACACACCUACUCCAACAGGACCACACCUUCUAAUUGUGCCACUCCCUGAGCCGAGCAUAUACAAACCAUCAUGGGCUUAGUUGGUGUUGUUUUAGAAAAAGAUGGUGAAAUUGUUAGUACCAUCUAAUUUAAAAGAUACCUCAAACUGUUCACCUUGGGAGGUUGAGACUAUCUGACUGGGGAGAUAAAGUGUUUAGAAAGUUUAGAUUGGUUCAAAGGGUAGAUUUCAAAUCUUAUUUAAAUAUUUAGAGGUUUUUUGUUUCCCCUCUUGGUUCUUUGGGAUGCAUGAGGGGGUAUUUUUUUUUUCUUUUUUGUUGUUAAGGGAAAGCAGUUUGAGUUUGCUUCUGUAUAGUUCUUAUUGUUCAGAUGGUUACACAGCCUUUCGUUUAUAGCAUAUGUCAGUGUGAAGUAUGGACCAAACCACUAACAUGCAAUUACCGUUGUUCUGUGUGAGCUUCUGUCUCAUGCCAUUUGUCUUGCAUUUUAAAUGGUGUUUUCAAGGUAUUGUCAUUUGGAGAGGAGAAAAAUCUCACAUAACAAGUGUAAAAACUGUUACUAACUGGACAGCGGGGGAGCUGUUAGCCCUGCAGUGGUGCCUACCCCUUGCUGUAUUGUCACCAGGUACUUUUGCACAGCUGCCUCCUGGGGCUCACAUCUGGAUGUGGCUGCCACAGGCUUGUUUUUCCAACAAAAUAAAACAAAAACAAAAAAUAAAAAACAAACAAACAAAAAAUCAGGAAUUAGGGGACUAGGCAAGGACUCAGCUCAGUAUGCUGUAAGCCUAAAGUUAGAAGCUGGAAUGGGUCACUCCAUGGUGGUUCUGGCCAUACUCCUCUGCAGCUGCUGUGCUCUGUGCCACUGGACUCCACCAACCAGGCCCACCAACAAGACCCUGGCCUUCUAAAUGUGAUGAGGUGGUCCUGAGUGAGGAUGUUCUGUGACAUUAAGAUGACUGACUGUAUGUAUCCUGUGCAACUGCUGCAUAGCGCUGUGAAUGUUUCUCCUGUUUUCCCAUUGUACCGCCCUCCAGCCUCUCAUGUAUGUGUAGCCAUUUCCAAUGGACGGGUCUCAGAGCAGUGGCCUCUGUGGCUUAGAAUAAAUGGCCGAACACUUGCCUACUA
Messenger RNA from Mus musculus (house mouse), 6589 nucleotides. It is a transcript of the gene Wdfy2, whose product is annotated as WD repeat and FYVE domain containing 2. Gene Ontology annotation, cellular component: endosome; cytoplasm; early endosome. Gene Ontology annotation, biological process: positive regulation of fat cell differentiation. NCBI's taxonomy places the organism in Eukaryota, Metazoa, Chordata, Mammalia, Rodentia, Muridae. The record is from RefSeq and is a predicted model, not a curated record. Bases 454 to 1389 code for a protein of 311 amino acids. Gene Ontology annotation, molecular function: metal ion binding. The transcript is spliced from 11 exons.